AUGGCAGAAACUGUCACAUCUUCAAGUUCACCCACUCUAAAGAAGGAACAAGACCUCAUAUUAAAUGAUACACAAGAAGAACCACUAAUGAAUGAAUUAACGAAUCCAACGGAAAUACCGUCAAAUUCAUCGGAUGAACAAGUUCGGAAAUUAUUGAACAAAUCUAUCGCUUUACAAUUAAAACCUUUAAAUUUAGAACUCUCACAAUUGGCAUUUAAUGAAUUAUCCCUACUAGUAAAUGACCAAUUGGACUUUUUAAUUUCUGAAUUGCAUAGGAUGUCUGUGAUACAGCGACGUAAUGCAGCAGCAAAGACAGAUAUCGAGUUAUUGUUGAGAGGUUUGAAUUUAAACAUGUCUGAAUUGCAUUAUCAAUUACAAGUCUCGAAUUUUAUGAAAUCCAAAAAUGGUAAGGAUUACGAUACUUUGAUAAAGGAUUCUUCAACAAUAUUUGAUAGUUCUGAUACUAUGGCGAAUCCUGGACAUGAUUCAAUGGUUAAUAAUCCUUCAAAUAUAUUAAUAAAACCAAACAAUCCCUUUGAAAUUUCGAUCCCCAAUUGGCUCCCUGCCUUCCCUCCAGAUCAUACUUAUAAAUUCACACCUCAAUUCAAUAAACCAAUAACAGAUCAAGUACUGAUAAAACAAAAAUUAAUUGAAGAAGGAAAAAAAUCUGAAAAAUCUUUAUUAAAUUUACUAAAUGAUAUCACUGAACAAUCAUCUAUUGAAAAUGAAGAAACCUCCAAUUUUGAUUCCGAAUUAGCCAGAGAGGAGAACAUUGCAAUCUAUGGAUACGAUGCGAUGUCUAGAAAGAAGAGGAAACCUCCACACUUAAUAUCUAUUCAUGAUACAGAACAGAAUUUCUUCAAUCAUCCGCAAGGUAGUAAACAUUUCAAUGUUGGUAACUAUGCACAUUUUAGGGUGGAAUUAACAAGGAAAAGGGUGGAAGAAUUCGAAUUGGAACAAUUAAAAUGGGAAAAAAAUCCAUUCUUACGACUCUCUAGAAUGAUCAACGAUAAGAAAGUGUCCAGAUCGGAUUUGAAACUAGAAAUUAAAAAUAGUUUGCAAAGAUCAUAUAAAUCAAUCUUUAGGAAUUAUCCAAAAUUGAAACAAGAAAGAGACAGGAGACUUGAAUUGGCAAGACAAAAGAGAGAGGAAAAGAUUGAAAAGUUGAAGAUACAGAAUGAACAAUUGAAGAAGGAUAGAGACGCCCAAUUACUUGCUGCACUCUCAAUGGAAACAUCUGGAGAAAACACAAAGACUGAAUCAAACUUAACGGGUGUGAAUGAUCAGAAGCUCAACGAGUUCAGUACCAUUGCUACUAACAUUGAAGAUGUCGAAGAUGAUGGGAUCGGCUUAUUUGGAGACUUGGAAAGUAGUGAUGAGGAUAACGAUGACAAGGUUAACAAUACUAACACAUCAAUAGAUAACAACAAUAUACUCCCCGUAGACGGAACGCCGGACAAUGAAACCGCAUCAGUGGCAAGUAAUAUCAUAGCAGUUGCGCCUAACCAACCGGAGGAAAUAAUAUCCUCUGUAUCUGAUAGCAUAAAUGAGAAUGUAACAUUAAAAAAUCCAAAUGAACCAAAACAUACUGAGAGUGAUGACAGUGGAACCUUUGAUGAUCAGAACUUCUUGUUCCAAGAUGUGGCUACAAGCGAAAUAGAUAAACUUAAUAAUGGUAAUGACACCAUUGUUUAA
Molecule: messenger RNA, 1695 nt
Organism: Naumovozyma castellii
Lineage: Eukaryota; Fungi; Ascomycota; Saccharomycetes; Saccharomycetales; Saccharomycetaceae
Gene: TAF8
Product: Taf8p
Exons: 1
Coding region: 1-1695 (564 amino acids)
Source: RefSeq, a predicted model, not a curated record